AGUUCGAUGUUAUGGUGGUAAGGUUAAUGGACGACGAAAAUAGUUUUGGUUUUAUAAAUAUUAGACGGAAGCCAUCAUGUCUAAUUCGUAAAAACAAAAUUUAAGUAAUUUGAUAUUAAUCAAAGUGCAGUGUUAUGUUAUUAUUUUCAAAAGUAAUGUCAUACCACCGUAGAAAAUAUUUUAAUGAAGUUCCUUUGUCAUGAGAAUAGUUUUCCUAUUACAUAUCGAUCGAUUACGAAAGCGCGUUUUUACAUUGUUUUGUGAAUCGCAGCAAUUUAUUUAAUGCUUUAGCAAAUUGUAUAGUAGUACUUAAAUGUGCUUGCGUCAAGAUUUUAUAUAAUUUCCCGUGAGUGUUGAUUUUGUUAUCGUGUUUUCGGUGCACUAGUUUCUCCAAAUUAAAAUAUUUAAAUCACCAUAGAAUUUUAUUAAAUCACAAGUUUUUAUUCACUCCUAAAAUGAGAUUUACAGACUGAGCUGUGUCUGUGAUUGAUUUUAGAUACCACGUCCAUGUAUUGUUGUUCUUUCCUUUCUCGGCUGGGCGUCGGGAUGGCGAGCAUGAGUUCCACGCUCGUCGAAACCGUCUCCAUCAACUAUGAGGACUUCAACGAGAGCUUCCUCACUUGUGGCACAUGUUUAUGCACAUACGACGGAGGAGAACAUACGCCCAAACUUCUGCCAUGUUCCCACACAGUCUGCCUGCACUGUCUCACUCGUAUAGCCGCCUCGCAAACCCGGGACGCGGGCAGCUUCAGAUGCCCCAUAUGCCGCGAACUCAUCACCAUACCCCGCGGGGGAGUGCCCGCUCUGCCCCCUUCGUUCCUCGUCAACCAACUACUCGAUCUAAUGGCAAGACAACGUCGCGAAGUCAUACCUCAAUGUAGCUCGCACCCCGGAAGAGAACUGCUUUUCUGUGAAACUUGUGACUGUGUGUUCUGCAGGCAUUGUGCAGACGGCCCACAUAGCGACACUCCCUGUGACCACACCGUCGUACCAUUUUCUAUAGCGUUAAAACGAAUGUCAGAGAUAUUAUUGUAUAGAGCGAAUGAGUGCCUCAGUAAACUGGGUUCCGCCAGAGAUGCUGUGGCGAAUGAACUGAGAAGGCUGGAAGCGGCCGCCACGGCUGCCGAUGAAGCGAUCGACAGACAUUUUUCAGAGUUGAGAUCGGCGCUUGAUAAGCGACACAGUGAGCUAAAGUCUGCCGCAGCGGCUGCCGCUACGCAUAAACGGAAACUGUUAGAGGAGCAAUUGAAGCUUAUUGAUGCUGAAAAGUCAAAGGUGGAAGCAGAAUGCUCAGGGCUCCAGCAGCAGGUGGAGGUCCGUGAAGUGAGCAGCCGCGCGGCGGCCUUAGGCGCUAGACUCGGCGACGCGGCUGCGCUCGCCGAGCCCAGGGAGAACGCCUUCCUAGCCGUCGACUUCGCUCACAACGACGCGCAGCAGAGAUUCGCCGAGUCUUUGGCCGACCUGGGCAGAGUCCGCACCAGCACCACCUUCCCUGGACUCUGCACUUUACAGCUAGAAUCGUCGUGCGUGUGCGGGCUGGAGGUGGUGGUGGUGCUGCGCACGGUGGACUACCACGGUGAGCCGCGCAGCACGGGCGGCGACCCCGUCACAGCCGCCGCCACGCUGGACGGCGCGCCGCUGCCCGUCGCCGUCACCGACCAGGACACGGGACUCUACCGCAUCACCCUCCGGCCGUGGGCAGCGGGCGCGCUGUGCGUGCGCGUGCUGGUGUUCGCGCGCGGCGUGCGCGACUCGCCGCUGCGCGCGACUGUACUCGCCAGUGCUGCGCCGCUGGCGGUGUGGGGCUCCCGCGGCACCGGCAAACACCAGCUCAGCCAACCCGUGGCACUGGCCAGAUGCCCCAAGCGCAGAGAAAUUUACGUUUUAGACGCCGGGAACUCCAGGGUCAAAGUGCUCGAUGAUGAAACGUUUGCAUUUAAAACAGAUAUCAUCAAUGAAGGUUUGGCUGGUCGGAGUUGUACCGGCAUCGCGGUCACGGCAGACGGGAUUGUAGUGGUCAACUGGAGGACGCGAACUAUAACCGAGGUGAACACAGAAGGCACGACGUUGCGCAGCAUCCGCUCGGAGCGGCUGGUGGAGCCGGUGAGCGUGGCGGCGGACGUCAGCUGCCGGCGCAUAGCGGUGGCCGACAACGGCGCCCGCGCCGUCUUCUUGUUCGACGACAGGGGCCACAUUCUGCGGGAGAUUGGCAGCGGCGAACUGGGUCUUGUGGGCGGUCUGGCGCUGACAAAGGACUUGCUCGUUGUGGCAGAUGUUGCUGUCAAGAUAUACGACUUGGAGGGGAAUCUCAAAAACACAUUUGCACCAGUGCCUAAAGGUCGCGGCGGCUACGGCGGCAUAGCGCUGGAGGAGUCGCCGCACGGACUGCGCAUAGUGUGCGCGCGGUCGGUGCGCGGGCGCGCGGCGCUGUGUGUGCUCGCGGCGGAGGGCGGGCGCGCGCUCGCCGCCUGCGAGCUGGCCGAGCGCCGCCCGCGCCGCGUGGCGGGGCUCGCGGUGCUGCGCGGCCGCCGCGCGCUGCUGGCCGACCUCGCCGCCGACUGUCUGCGGCUGCACAGCUACUGGUGAUUGGUGAUGCUGCACGAGUGGAGUGCGUCAACCGAGGAGGAAAGCCUGACGCCGUAUGGCGAAUCGUUAUCGAAUUUCAUGCUAGUCCAAUAUUAUAAUGGAAACGAACUGUUGGCCAUACAUCGCACGCAGCGAGCAAAAGCAUUUGCACCAAAGUUAGCGGCGUACGCUGUGUUAUCCUACGAUAACCAUAGUACUUACAGUAUUUAUUUCGUAUUAAGUCGGCUAAGCUAUGUGUUUGUUUCUAUUUUUUUUUAUGUCGAGUUUACUCGGUGUUAAUUAUGUAUAUUUUUGACUUACGACUGAUUUUUAUAUGAUUUUGUGACUAGUUCACUUAACGUCAGAAAAGCAGGCUACUGCUUAUAGUCAUAAGACUAAGUCAACGUUAUUGCAUUGUUUUGACGACUGUACCUUUAUUACCUUUAAGUACAGGUCACAUUUCGGUUUUUCUAUAUUUUUUGUUUUGUUUUUAAUAAGAUGAAGUCACUCAUCUCAUUUUAUAUAUGUUAAAAUGUAAUGACUCGAAAUUUUUUAUUGGCGAAUUACUUGUAUCUAACUAGUCGUACAACAGUGGCAUUUAUUUGUAUUGAAAAUUAAUCACUAAUAAAUAAUAUAUAUUUAAGGGGAAAUCGGAGGAAUCUCAUUUGGUAAGACUUCACGACAAUAUUUGUUGGCCAUGUUGUUUGAACGUAAUCAUCAAUCACACCAUUUUUCAAUCAAGAAAUUCUCAAAAAGUAGUUAGCUCAGUUUGUUUCUUGUAAGACGAAAGAAAUAAUAUUUAAAUCAUGGCGCCACAUUAUUUAAUAUUUAAUUGUAAUUUUCGAAUAUCACUUACUGCCCAGUACAUAUCGCGUAAUGGGCUUUUUUAUCUGUGAUUUUAACUGCUUAAUUGCAGUAUCUCGAAUUCAAGAACAAAUUAGUAUCAUUUAUCAUAGUUUUUCUCAUAUAAAUUACGUAUAUCAUAUGUAACAAAAAGUGCAUUAUUAAAUUGCUCAAUGGGACUAUAUAACACCAUAUCAUGAGAAAUUGCUUCCAUUUUGCUAGAAACUAGACUUGAAAAUGCGUUAGAAAGAGAUAUAAAAUGAUUUAAUUAGUCAAAAAUGAAGGUCAAUUCAAAAUAAGGCGAUGUAAUAAAGGAAUGAUUACGGCUUAAAUAUGUUUUGUUUGUAUAAUGUUAGUAAUUGAUAUGUCCGUGAUAUGUAAUACAUUUGUGCGAUAUUUAAAACAAAUAUGUACUUGAACAGCAAUAUUUUAUAGAUACAUCGACUAAAGUAAUCCCAUCGAAAUAUAAAUACUCCGCCAUCAGUCCUAAUAAGCUACAAUCGGUGAAGUUAUUUUCACCAUGGCUUCAUAUCUGUAGACACUGUGUAAUAAUAAUCUCAAGUGAGCAUUUUUUUUUAUUAUAACAUCGUGUUUUUCACCGUCAAUCGAGACAACUGUUAUACUACUUAAUCAUAUUUAAAAUAUUAAUAUUAAUUGUAAUAUAACAGUAGAUGCAGAAUACGUUUAACAUCAAAGUGUUACAAUUAACUGUUAUAAUAGUUAUCACUACGAACGAGGCUACGUUAUUUAGUUGUAAAGUUCAUAAUAUAAUGUUCAAUAGUCGUUAUUUAAAAAUGAAAUGUGUAGUUUAUCCGUUAACACCAUAUUAUUUUUAGUCACUGUCAUAGACCCAAUAUAGUAUAGUGCGAAAUAAAAGUUAGCGUAAAAUACUAGUUAUUUUCUGAGAAAACUGAAAUACAGUGCGAAUAUUCAAAAAAAUUAAGUCGUCGAGUCUCACUUGUGACGUUUAAAUCUGCACCAUCUAUCAACAGACAAAGUUGAUAAUGCAGUGCUCUCAGAAAUUAUUUGCUCUUAGUGGGCUGACGCUAAGGUAAUUUUUAUGUAGCCUGUUUAAUACUGGGCAAAGGCCUCCCCUUUAUCAUCUUGUAUUCGUUUGGAACAUUCCGCCGGCGAAUAAUGUUUUUUUGUUUCCAAAUCUACCUUGUUAAUGGCAACGCGCAAUCCUAAUUCCAAUAGAUUGGUUAAUCUAUACCACAUUUGAAUAUUGUCUUUUUAUGUAGAUAUUUUUUAUAUUAUCUCAAAAUUGGUUAUUCACAAAAUACUACAUGUAAAUAUAAAAGUACUAAAAUGUCUAUCCUACCAGAUAUUGUAAAUAAGCACAUUAAACGAAUUUAGAGUAUUUAUAGUCUGUGCUCUACUUCAAAUUAAAGCAGGACUCAAGAAAUUAAUCAACGCAUUUUUCGAAAUAGUUAUUGCAGUGGAUCAUAAAAGUAAAGCAUAAUAAAGGGGUUCACAAGAACGACAGAUUGUGUAAAUAAACUAUUCAUACUAAUAUUUUUACCAGUGCAUAACUUGGGCCUAUACACCUACCCUACGUACGUGUCGACUUAUUCAUAUUACGUUACGAAAUUACGUUCUAUUUAGUAGUUUGAGAGUAUGUCAAAACAAAAUACAUAAUGGCUUAAUCAAACAGUAUGUCUGUAUAGUUACCGAUAUUGUGUUUAGUGCUUGUAGACGAAUGAGAAUCAACUGUGUGGUUUUGCGUUUACUUCGGUCCCUUUGAUCACUCGAGCCAGAUGUUUGAACCAUUCUAUCGAUCCAUUGUUUGAUUGUUGUAUAACGUGUGAAUGUGGUGAUAAAGUAUGUAAACUAAACUCUUUACAAAAUAUCGUUUGCCAUUGUAAUUGCUAGAGUAAUCGAAAUAAUCUGGGUGUCUAUUCUGCUAAAGUUAAUAGCGUCUCAAUAGUCGUUCUUAUUGCGUAUAAAUUAGAACUAUUAUUGAGACGCGAUUUAAAUGAAACAGCAGAAUUUACACCCUGCACGAAGUUCUAUAGACAAUCGAUCAAUAUCUAUUGAAUUAAUUGCUUUAUUUCAGUAUUAAGACAGUUUCGAAAUUGCGAUAACUUCUGUAAACUAAUCACUUAACGCACAGAACACGUUAAGAUAAAUUAGUUUUGUCACAAACUAUUCUUCACUGCCUUUCUCAUACGUGUGCAUUUAUACGUUCACACGAAUUACUUUAAGUUAGGUCGAUGAUUGUUACGAGGUAAAAGUUCCAGUUAAUGUCAGUGAAAACAGCAUAUUGGUACAAAAGUAGAAAAUUAUUUAUUAUAAGAGAGAUAUGAUUUUAUAAAUUCAAUAGUAUCAUCUAAAACUAAGCAUUUCUGAUUUAAUUUGUGUUACUUUUAAAAUGUAUUUUGCCAAAAGAAAGUAUUUUUGAAAAAUAAUGGGAAUUGAUUCUAAAGCUUAUUAUUAAAGCAAACUCAAAAAGCAAAUUCUAUUUUAUCAAAAGCUGUGAAACUGUACUUAAAAAAAUCACAGAGUAUCUCAGUGUAUUGUCUAUAAUGUUACGUUGUGCAGAACACAAUAAAAUGUGAAAAGCUA
This is a messenger RNA of Plodia interpunctella (Indianmeal moth), 5973 nucleotides long. Its product is annotated as tripartite motif-containing protein 3-like. The record is from RefSeq and is a predicted model, not a curated record. Gene Ontology annotation, molecular function: ubiquitin protein ligase activity; protein binding; zinc ion binding. The coding region runs from base 508 to 2586 and encodes 692 amino acids. NCBI's taxonomy places the organism in Eukaryota, Metazoa, Arthropoda, Insecta, Lepidoptera, Pyralidae. The transcript is spliced from 12 exons.